This is a messenger RNA of Mya arenaria, 5328 nucleotides long. Its product is annotated as DNA-directed RNA polymerase I subunit RPA1-like. Lineage: Eukaryota; Metazoa; Mollusca; Bivalvia; Myida; Myidae. Bases 113 to 5275 code for a protein of 1720 amino acids. Gene Ontology annotation, molecular function: DNA-directed RNA polymerase activity; DNA binding. The record is from RefSeq and is a predicted model, not a curated record. The transcript is spliced from 34 exons. Gene Ontology annotation, cellular component: RNA polymerase I complex. Gene Ontology annotation, biological process: DNA-templated transcription.
GUUGAGUGUGUCGUAUCAAAAAUAUAAACACAUGUUUUGAUUAACAGUGAAGAUAUUUAGUACUUCGAAAGACGACAGCAUGUGUGAAAUGUAAUUUAGAUAAAAGACAACAAUGGACAAGAGAGAUGACUUUAACCCAUAUUAUGGGAUAGAAGAAGUUCAGUUCCGAUUUUACACAACAAAGGAUGUCAGGGCAUUGAGUGUGAAGGAAAUAACAAAUGUGGAGACCUUUGACACCCUCAACCAUCCAACAGUUGGGGGACUGUAUGAUCAGGCACUGGGCCCAUCGGAUGAGCAUGAUGUCUGUUUUACCUGUAACCAGCCAUCCUUGCAUUGCCCAGGCCAUAUGGGCCACAUGGAGCUGGCCAUGCCAGUCUUCAACCCUCUUCUCUUUAUGACCAUGCUACAGACACUACGGGCCACAUGUUUCACCUGUCACAGACUGAACGUCGACCCGAUUGCCUGCACACUGUUCCUGGCCGAGAGCCAACUUCUCGAGGCGGGGCUUGUUGCCGAGGCCGCCAUGUUGUCAUAUAGAUUCAGCGAGGAGGAUCGCAGUGAAGAUCGUAGCCAGCAUAAACAGCUAAUUGAGGAAACUGCUAAACAAUGCCUGCAAGGAAAGGCACGAGAACAGGACAAAAACAGUCACAGUUACAAGAAUGUCGAGGCCGUCAGACAGAGCAUUUCCAGCAUCUUCACCAAAGUUCAGAUGCGCAAAAACAAGAAGUGUGCUCACUGCCUCGCCAAGAGAAAAACACUGAGACAUGAGGAUCGCUCCAAAAUUUUCCUGGUUGGAACCCUUGCUGAUGCUCCUAAGGAAACGGGAAAAACAAAGGUCACAAACAACCAGACUGGUGAUGAUCCUGAAGAUGAUGGCGAUGACGAGGAAGAGGGGGAUAACUCGGACACCGAAGAGCCCGCCAGGAAAAGGAGUAGACCAGAUGUGAUAAAAUCUAAACAGAAGGGAAGCAGCGUGUCGAACAUAAGUAUGAUCACUCCAUUGAAGUUACGGGACCAUUUCCGCAAGGUGUGGUCAGCUGAUGGAGUGGUUCUACAGGAAGUCUACCCCGUACUGAAACACUCGGGCCUGGAGUUUCCGACUGACAUCUUCUUUCUGGAGGCAAUUCCUGUGCCACCUACAAAGUUCAGACCAAUCUCAGAGAUGCAUGAUCAGAAGUACGAACACUCGCAGACGUCAAACCUGCUGGCGAUACUGAAAGAUAACUCCCUGGUGCGUGACAUUCUCUGGGAGAUGGAGAAAUCCUCCGCAGACACGCAGGUCGGCCCCGGCAGCUUUUCCCGUGAACUGAACAUUAUUCCGGGGAAGACGCUUUAUGAAAAGUUGAGUGCCGCUUUGGCUCGACUACAGAUGAUGAUAAACCGGUUUCACGACAGCGAGGCUGACAAGUCACUUACUCAGGACAGCAAAAAAAAUAUUGGCAUUAAACAGGUGCUUGAGAAGAAGUCUGGUUUGUUUCGCAAGCACAUGAUGGGUAAACGUGUGAACUUUGCAGCACGUUCAGUUAUCUCCCCUGAUCCAAAUAUCAACACAAACGAAAUUGGUAUUCCCCUCGUGUUUGCCAAGGUGCUCACGUACCCUCAGCCCGUCACUCCCUGGAAUGUCCAUGAACUGAGACAGGCGGUCAUCAAUGGGCCCAGCAUCUACCCUGGUGCGACCCACAUCGUCGAGGAGAAUGGGCGUGUGACCCUACUGAAAGGGAACCAGCCAAUCCAGCGCCAGGCUCUUGCUAACUCCCUCCUUACACCAAGUCAGGUUGACGUCUCCAAACCCAUCAAUGGAACAAAGAAGGUGUUGAGACAUUUAAAGAAUGGGGAUGUGUUGCUGCUAAACAGACAGCCCACACUUCACAGGCCCAGUAUACAGGCACAUAAGGCUCGAGUUUUGAGUGGAGAGAAAACAUUGCGUCUUCACUAUGCCAACUGCAAGGCAUACAAUGCAGACUUUGAUGGAGAUGAGAUGAACGCCCAUUUCCCUCAAAACGAGAUCGCCAGGGCGGAAGCCUACAAUAUUGUGAGUACAGACUUUCAGUACCUUGUACCCAAGGACGGUACGCCAUUGGCCGGACUCAUCCAGGAUCACAUGGUGUCUGGGGUCACCCUUACAAUCAGGGGCAGGUUCUUUUCAAGGUCGGACUACUGUCGAUUGGUGUAUGGGGCCUUGGUGGAUUGUCCCGGGCGACUGAAGCUCCUCCCACCUGCCAUCUUGAAGCCCCAUCCCCUGUGGUCGGGCAAGCAGGUGCUCUCAACAGUUGUUCUGAACAUAAUACCUGCCGACAAACCUGCACUCUCACUCAUCGGCAAGGCCAAGAUACCAGAAAAGGUUUGGGUGAAGGCGGGUGUUAACAUGCCAGCUAUCAGCCAGUACGGGAUGGGGGAGAGUGAUGUUGUUAUACGCCAGGGGGAGCUACUUAUUGGGGUCCUGGAUAAGGGACACUAUGGGCCCACACCAUUUGGGCUUGUACACUGUAGUUAUGAGCUGUAUGGUGGUGGAGUUGCGGGCCAGAUGUUGACCUGUUUUGGUCGUCUGUUUAUGAACUUCCUCCAGCAGAGGGGCUUCACACUGGGAGUGGAGGAUAUUCUUGUCACCAGGAAGGCUGACAAAGCGCGAGCCAAAAUAGUCCGCAACUCUCCAAAGGUCGGUGGGGCUGUGGCUCGGAAGACCCUGGACAUGGAGAUGGGGACGGGUGACAGGGAAGUGGCCGAUGCCCUCAUGUCAGCCCAUUUCACACCAAACCAGCAACGGAUGAGAGAGCUUGAUAUGAAUAUGCGCAAUCAGACAAACGACAUCCAGAACUCCAUUGUCAAUACCUGUAUGCCAAAUGGCCUGCUGAAGCUGUUCCCAGAAAACAAUCUCCAGUUGAUGGUUGUGUCAGGAGCAAAAGGUUCCUCCGUGAACUGCAUGCAGAUCUCCUGCCUCCUUGGCCAGAUCGAACUUGAGGGCAAGCGGCCGCCGCUCAUGUUGAGCGGGAAAACCCUGCCCUCGUUCCUUGCGUACGACGUCACACCGCGGGCAGGAGGCUUCGUAACAGGGCGUUUUUUGACUGGAAUUCGUCAACAAGAGUACUUCUUUCAUUGUAUGGCUGGGAGAGAGGGUCUGAUUGACACGGCAGUGAAGACGUCUCGUAGUGGCUACCUGCAGCGUUGUCUCAUCAAACACUUGGAAGGCAUCAAGGUCGGCUAUGAUCUCACGGUGCGGGACAGUGACAACAGUGUUAUACAGUUUAACUAUGGGGAGGAUGGGUUAGAUCUUCACAAGACUGGUUUCCUGAAGCCCCGCCAGCUCCCGUUUCUCGUAGAAAACCAAGGUGUGAUCUCAAGUGUGCAACCUCGCUGCUCACAAGAUGAUGAGGCACCUGGCAAGAUCUCUUACCUUGAGAAAAAGAUACAAAAAUGGCGCAAAAAGCAUGGCCAGGGGGAAGGGAAGAAGGUGCGAACAUCGGGAUUUCUGAGUUUCUGUCAGCUGGUAGAGCCUUCUGGAGAAAAGGCCCUGAAAGGGGUACCUGGCCGGAAAUUGCGUGAUUCACAGUUGUGUAAAAUGUGGAAGGGCCUCAGUAACAAGGAGAGAGAAAAGUACGGGCGAUACCAAGGUCGGUGCCCUGAUCCCGUGAUGUCCCAGUUCUCCCAGUACCUGCCCCGUGUGCUGCCCGAGAAACUAGACGCGGAGAUAAGGAGUUUCUCUAAACAACAACUGAGCGGUCUUGGCAUGUCAGAAUCAAAGUUCUGGGAAAUGAUGUCAUUGAAAGUACAGCGGGCGGUGGUUGAGCCUGGGGAACCAGUUGGGCUUCUCAGUGCCCAGUCUAUCGGAGAGCCUUCAACCCAGAUGACCUUGAACACGUUCCACUUCGCUGGUCGUAAUGAGAUGAACGUGACACUGGGAAUUCCCCGUCUUCGGGAGGUUCUCAUGGUGGGCUCCCGACAGAUCAAGACACCCGCCAUCGACGUGCCCGUGGUGCCUGGAGGUCCAGCGAAGGACCGAGCACGGGAGCUCCAGAAACACUUGACAAAAGUACACUUGAAAGAGCUAUUACAAGAUGUGGAGGUUGUGGAAUGGUUGGCUAUUGAGGGUCGUAUGAAACAUCAACGGCGACGCAUGUUCAAGGUCACCUUCCACUUCCUGCCGUGGUCAUGUUACCGUGACAAGUUUGCUGUGAAACCAGACCAGGUGAUCCGCUUCCUUGAGAAAGUAUAUGUGAAGAAACUGUUACAGCACAUCCGCUUCACCAUCAACAAGCAGGCAAAGAGAAGGUUGAUGUCGAGUGGAAGCACAAAGCGUGUGGUGGAGCGUGCUCCGGCUGAGGAUGAGGAACCAAUGGCUGAGCCUGAGACAGAGGAAGGACAGGAAGUGUUAGACGCAGACGAUGGGGAUGAUACGGCAACAGGGCAGAAACGGAAAAAAGAUGAGGAACAAGAGUAUGAGGAUGGGGAGGAGGACGGAGCAGAAACAGGGGGCAACACAGAGGUGCAAGAUACAGAAGAUGUGGUUAUGGAUGAGGAUGAGGAAGUUCCCAGCGACAUGGAGGACAUUGAUGAGGCCCUUAUAGCCGAGUAUGAGGAGAAAGAUACUGAUUCUGACAGUGUCAACCAUCGCAUCAAUACUGUGCUGCAAUUGGCUGGUGAGGUAGCAGGCUACAAGUUUGACACCAAGAAGAAACAGUGGGCAGAACUCACACUCAGUUUCCCACUGGUGGACAGCAAGCUGGACCUGUUGGCACUGGUCGAAAGUCACGUGCAGAGGGUGGUUGUUCACGAGGUGGUAGGAAUCUCUCGGUGUAUUCUCGGGGAGGAGAAAGGCCCGCACGGGGGGAUGGAGUUCCAUCUCAAGACUGAGGGGAUCAACAUGAUGGAGAUGUACAAGCACGCAGACUUUAUAGACGUGAACAGACUAUACUGUAAUAGUAUCCACCAUGUGGCCGACACGUAUGGCAUUGAGGCGGCCAACAAAGCCAUCAUAAAGGAGAUAGAGGCUGUGUUUGCAGCGUACGGUAUCCAAGUCGACCAUCGUCACCUGUCCCUUGUGGCCGACUACAUGACCUUCGAGGGCGUGUACAAGCCCUUUAAUCGACGCGCCCUUGAGACCAACCCCUCGCCGCUCCAGAAAAUGAGCUUCGAGAGCACCAUGGGUUUUAUACUGUCCUCCGUUAUUAACAAGAAUGUUGAUAAGCUGUUGUCGCCUUCGUCUCAGAUUGUUGUUGGCAAGAAUGUUACCACGGGAACUGGCUGCUUUGAACUAUUUACCCCCAUGGUCGUGUCUUAGCACAGAUGUCGAUACCCAGUGUUCAUGAGUCAUUAAUAAAUAAAUGUUAUGUU